Salmo salar (Atlantic salmon) is the source of this 1830-nucleotide messenger RNA. It is a transcript of the gene hprt1, whose product is annotated as hypoxanthine phosphoribosyltransferase 1. The record is from RefSeq and is a predicted model, not a curated record. Gene Ontology annotation, cellular component: cytosol. Gene Ontology annotation, molecular function: hypoxanthine phosphoribosyltransferase activity; magnesium ion binding. Lineage: Eukaryota; Metazoa; Chordata; Actinopteri; Salmoniformes; Salmonidae. Gene Ontology annotation, biological process: GMP salvage; hypoxanthine metabolic process; purine ribonucleoside salvage.
GACCACAUGAUUUUACGUUGCGUUUAGUCCACAUGAUGUUACUGCGAUGACAGAUUCUACCCAAAAGGGGCGGUACAUCAGGAUUUCCCCUCAUUUGAUUCGUUAUUCAGCCCUACCAGCUCCGCACGUCCUGCAGAGGUUUUGCGGAACAUCUACUGUACGUAGGUUGCUAGGUGGUCUGCUGUUAAAGAGGUGAAACUCAUUUUAGGUGACAGAGACUCGCAAACACAAUUUUGUCGUAGAAAAAGCGGGUCGUGAUCUAAACGACGAUACGGACAUGGCGUCAAGCAGCCCCUGUGUUGUGAUCAGCGAUGAUGAGCAGGGAUAUGACCUGGACCUCUUCUGCAUCCCAAAGCACUACGCUGAUGACCUGGACCGGGUCUACAUCCCACAUGGACUCAUCCUUGACAGGACAGAGAGGCUAGCCAGGGAGAUUAUGAAGGACAUGGGGGGGCACCAUAUCGUGGCUCUCUGCGUGCUCAAGGGGGGUUACAAGUUCUUUGCAGACCUGUUGGACUACAUCAAGGCCCUAAACCGUAACAGCGACCGCUCCAUUCCUAUGACAGUGGACUUCAUCCGCCUCAAGAGCUACUGUAAUGACCAAUCUACAGGUGAAAUCAAAGUCAUUGGAGGAGAUGACCUGUCUACACUGACAGGGAAGAAUGUCCUGAUUGUGGAGGACAUUAUUGACACAGGAAAGACCAUGAAGACCUUGCUGCAACUUCUCAAACAGUACAACCCAAAAAUGGUAAAGGUUGCAAGUUUGUUGGUGAAGAGGACACCAAGGAGUGUUGGCUACAUACCAGACUUCAUAGGGUUUGAGGUUCCAGACAAAUUUGUGGUGGGAUAUGCGCUAGACUACAACGAGUACUUCAGAGAUUUAAAUCACAUCUGUGUCAUUAGUGAAACGGGGAAGGAAAAAUACAAGGCCUGAAGAGGACAGCCCUUCCUCUAGUUGUCUAUCAUUCUUUUUUAUGUUGCUUUCAUUUUAUAUCCGAUUUAUAUAUAUUUUUGGUCAGGAAAAUCAAAUCAAGGGUGUAGCUCACUUGAAACUCUUGCUCACACACACACACACACGUACAUGUUCUGCUCAGGGUCCCUGAGGAGGUGUAUACACAUACUGACAUUGCCCCUCAGAUUUGCAAAGCCCCUCUCUCAACCUCCACAUGCUGUGCUGCACUCUAGAAACCACACACACACUUUAAAAUGUCAAGAUUGAACAUUUCUGAGGCGUGACAUUGCCUUGGACAUAUUGGUAUGUGUGAGUUCAUGUGCAUGCUGUCAUCGCUUUCAAUAAAUAGAACAUUUGCUUGUCCUGUUAUAAUGAUCAAUACCCAGAGUUUCUUUCUUUGUAGAUUAGUAAUUUAUUGACAAAAAUUCUGCUACGGUAGCAGGAAGUAGAACAAACAUUUUAGUCAUCAUAUUGUCAAAAUUACUUAAGAUUUAAAUUAUUUUCCAGUUCACAAAGCUUGAUUUUAGCUUGACAUUGAUUUGAAAGUUUGUCACUUGAAGACCAAAUUCCUCUACUUAUACAUAAGUUUCAGUGGUAUGUACAAAGGAAGGAGCAGGUAUCCUAAUACAUUACAUAUUCUUUUUUUUUAAAACAUGUUUGCAUAGUUUUCCCCCCAAAAUGAAAGUGUUCCAUCAUUAGUACAGUACUGUAAUAUAAACUGCGAGUGUUGAAUGUGGUUCAAUAUUAUGAUAAUUUAUGCAUAUCUGCUUUUAUAAAUAUGUAUUUUAAGCUUCCAUCUACUGUAUGACAAUGAUUCAUGCAAUCACAAUGUUUUUCUCUUUACCCUCCCAACCAUUAAACUCUGCUCCUUCCCCUCA